Messenger RNA from Vombatus ursinus (common wombat), 543 nucleotides. RefSeq names its product ubiquitin-conjugating enzyme E2 C-like. Lineage: Eukaryota; Metazoa; Chordata; Mammalia; Diprotodontia; Vombatidae. The record is from RefSeq and is a predicted model, not a curated record. The transcript has a single exon. Bases 1 to 543 code for a protein of 180 amino acids.
AUGGCCUCGCCGAACCGCGACCCGGCCGCUGCCAGUGCCGCUGCCGCUGCCGUUACGGGGGCCGAGCCUGGGGCAAGCGCUGCCCGCCGGUCCGUGGGCAAGAGGUUACAGAAGGAAUUGAUGACCCUAAUGAUGUCUGGAGACAAAGGAAUUUCUGCCUUCCCAGAGUCACACAAUCUCUUCAAGUGGUUUGGGACCAUCCAUGGGGCAGCUGGGACAGUAUAUGAAGACCUAAGGUACAAACUCUCCUUGGAAUUCCCCAGUGGCUACCCAUAUAAUGCUCCCACUGUGAAAUUUGUCACACCUUGUUACCAUCCUAAUGUGGACACCCAAGGCAGUAUCUGUUUGGACUUCCUCAAGGACAAGUGGUCAGCUCUGUAUGAUGUCAGGACCAUCCGGCUAUAUAUCCAGAGCCUGAUGGGAGAACCCAACAUUGACAGCCCAUUGAACACACAUGCUGCUGAACUUUGGGCAAACCCCACAGCCUUUAAAAAUUACCUGCUGGAAACCUACGUGAAGCAGGUAACUAGCCAAGAGCCCUGA